Molecule: messenger RNA, 1520 nt
Organism: Ascoidea rubescens DSM 1968
Lineage: Eukaryota; Fungi; Ascomycota; Saccharomycetes; Ascoideales; Ascoideaceae
Exons: 1
Coding region: 87-1190 (367 amino acids)
Source: RefSeq, a predicted model, not a curated record
ACUGCCAAUACUAUAUCUCUGUUAUCGUCAUACAACCGUAUUACUUUAAACUGCUGCCUCCUUAUUUCUUACUUCAUUCACUGAAAAUGUCUGCCGAAAACAACAGUGCCAAUUUGGUUCCAGAUAAAGAUGAUUCUGCUUCCACCCAAAUUCAAUCUCCAAUUCCCAAAUCAAAGUUCAAAUUGGACAGCAGCGAAACUCCCACUACCACAAAGGAUGUGAACACUAUUCACCACAAUCUAAACAGCCUUCGUCUCAGCAACUUAUCCAAAAUCAGAGAUAGAUCGUUAUCUCCUUUUCAAAAGGAUUCCAGUAUCCCUUCUUCUGCUGUUUCUUCUAAUGGCGGCAUUCCAUCUUUAGCCUCAAGCAGUAAAUAUCUGAGCUCAAACGAUAAAACCGAUAUCAAAAAACUAUCUCCUCAAGAAUUGAAAAUUUAUAAAUUAUAUGGAAAAUUACCUUCCUCAAGUGAGAUCUUGAAUUCAAAAUUAAAACAUAAGCAAUAUUUCGACACCUGUGAUUACGCUUUGAACUUUUUCAACAUCGAUACAAAUGACCCAGUCGUAAACGACAAUAUUAAUAAUAUCAAUUAUAAUUCUUCAAUUCAUAACCACUCAAGAAAGAAUUCGAUCAAUAUAUUAAACAGUAUUAAUGUCAACACCACUUCAACUGAUGCUUCAACAAAUUCUAUUAAUAACAUUAACACCAACGAGACCUCUGAAAUCACUAACGAGGAUUUGAACACUCCUCCCGGUUUAACUCACUCACCAACAAACUCCAUCUCUUCUUCAAUAUCUUUAUCAAAUAACCUACUCCCUCUUCCCAACUUGGAAAAGCUAUCCCAAUUGAACAUUAAGAGAGAAAUCAGUAGACAUGGGUCCAUGGUUAGUGUCAACUCAAAGGAGAUCUUAAAGGGGAUAAUCAAUAAAAGUAAUUUAGAAAAUCAAAUUGAUUCAGAUGCAAUUGAAUCCGAUUAUGACACUGAUUACUCCUCAAUCUCAAAUUCAAACCAAAAUCCCACUUUAAUCAACAAAGAAAAAAUCACUUUCAACAACUCUUUUAAAUUCAACAACUCUCCUCUGGACUCUCCCAAAAUUUCAUCUCCAUCAAUUAAUCCAUUUUUAUCCUCAACAAACACAACUCCGGUCAAAUCUAACAGUAUCGUUUCUAAUUCUAAACCCACUAACAAAUAAUACACAAACUAAUUAAACUAUUACUUUUUUCCUUUUUCUCUUAUAUUUCCUUUUAUUUUUAUUUUUUAUAUCUUGGUCUUUUAACUUUUUUAUUUUUAUUUUUAUUCCUUACUCUUUUAUGAUUUUACUUUUAUAUUUGUCUUCAUUUUAUAUAUAUAUCUUUAUAGUAUUCCACUCUCUAAACCUCUAUAUCCUAUUUUAUCUCUUAUUACUUUAUUUACUUGACUACUUUAUUUUUUUCUGACUGUAUUUUUCACAUAUUCAAUUAACCUAUUCAGUGACUUCCCACUCUCGUUUAAAAUAUGAUCUUUAUAGGUAUACUUGUUGUUU